GAGCAGGUGGCGCCGCCGCCUCCGGCCGCCGACCAUACCAGAUUGGCUGGCGGCGAGCCUGUUAGUCUCGCCAAGACCGUGCCGCAGACUUUAAUCGAUCCACCCAAGUAUCGGGAUCUCCAGGUGUGCUGGGAUAGCAGACCCAUCUACCGGCAGACCCUGGAACUAUGCAGACAGCGAAUUCACCACAACGUGACAGUUGUCAAUGCCAAACACCCAGAGGAAUUUUACAUCUGCUUCGAGACUGAGGAUAACUUUGACAGGCUGACGCUGUAUAACGGGAGGUACCCCGGCAGCUUCCGUCACGAGAUGGCGGCGGUGUACGGCCGUCUGCCGGCCCACCCGCGGCUCGGGCUCCAGAGUGACCUGCUGCAGGUCGGCUCGUUCUGGGCGGCGCGCGGCGACGACGGCGAUGAGUGGUGCCGCGUCGUGGUGCUGGAGGUGCUGGAGUCGCCGAGCGGCGACGGCGCGGCGGAGUACCGGGUGCGCUGCGUCGACUACGGCGACGAGAUGCUGCUGUCGGCCGCCCACCUGCGCCCCAUGCUCGAGCGCUUUGCUGCCGUGCCUGUCUACAUCGUGCGCGCCGCCUGCUCCGGGGUGGCGCCCGCAGAGGGUGAGCCGGUGUACUCGGAGGCGGCGUGCGAGCGGUUUCUGGAGCUGGUGGACGGGCCGGAGGAGAUCAACGCCCACGUCGUCCGCUCUGAGAGCACCGACGAGUGUCUGGCGGUCGUGCUGUACACGGUGCUGGCCGCCCGGGUGGUCGCCCUCACGGAGCAGCUGGCGGCGGAAGGCCUGGCCCUGCACUGGCAGGUCGAGGAAGCCCCGGAGCCCGCCAGCCGGCAGGCGGAGGGCGACUGGGGGCUGCGGUGGCCGGCGGACGGGCCUCUGGCGCUGCGGCCCGGCAGCCUCGUCUACGUGCGCGUCACGGCAGUGGUGACACCCGCGCUCUUCUACGUGGUGCUGCCGUUCGGCGCGCGGCCGGCGCACGCCGUCAACGCCAACUUCGCCGAUCAGCUGCUGCAGCUCGGCGCCGACGACAGUGUCGAGACGCUGGCAGCAGCCAUGCGGCGCUACUACGGACCGCGCGCCGUGGCCGUGCGCUGGCAGGGCGGCUGGCACCGUGGCCGCGUCCUGGCCCUGGACGAGCACGCCGCAGAGGUGUUCCUGACCGACUGGGGCCACACGGAGCCGGUGCCGCUGGAGGAGCUGCGCGAGCUGAUGCGGGGCUUCCAGCAGCUGCCGGCGCAGGCGCUGGACCUGUAUCACGCCAGGCCGGACGGCGGCGGCGGCGUCUGGGCCAGCGACGCGCUGUGCGACGGGGACUAG
Pollicipes pollicipes is the source of this 1326-nucleotide messenger RNA. RefSeq names its product tudor domain-containing protein 1. NCBI's taxonomy places the organism in Eukaryota, Metazoa, Arthropoda, Thecostraca, Pollicipedomorpha, Pollicipedidae. The record is from RefSeq and is a predicted model, not a curated record. The coding region runs from base 310 to 1326 and encodes 338 amino acids. The transcript has 11 exons.